ACCUUCAAUUAAUUGAAAUAAGUGUUUUUGAUUGUUAUGUUUGUGGUCCUAAUCAACUGCGAGAGUUGCAGGGGGCUGCAGCCCAUGCGAUGGAUUAGGCAAGAGACUGAAGUGGUCCGUUUCCUACUUGGAAACCGAUUUGGAGGACAUCAAUUUCUAUUGGGUUUAGAAUCUUUCGCAACUUACAUAUACAUGACUUUCCUUCAUAAUUAUGUAUCAUGUAAAUACAACUUUCAUUGAGAAAGAAGAGUUGUUGACGAUCGUGGUUUUUUUCUCCAAUUUUCACGUUAAAAUUGUGUGUUCUUCUUUUUUGUCAUUGCUUAAUUCUCGUUGUCUCAUAACAUUGAUCCCUUUAUCCAUAAAUGAAGGACCAAUAAUGUAACCUUUUAGGAGUACUAGUAAUAGUUACUCCACUUGACUAUAAAUUAUCCACCUUAUUUAUUAAGGUUCAUUUUAAGCAAUGGUUAUAAAUUGGGACUUCUGUGCAAGCCUGUUUUCUUACUCUUCCCUUUCACAAAAAAAUGCAUCAGCCUUCCUCUGUACACAUCACAGGCGGCUGCUACACUGCCACCUGAUACCUACAUUUCCCUAUUCAUGUUUACUUCUCCUUCUUCAUCUUUCUCUCUCACUUCCCUUCUUCAUGAAAUCAUGUUUUUAAAAUCAUCAGUCCUACAGAGUAAAAUGAUGUCUUUUUCCCCAUAUCAAGAACAAGACAACAAUAGUGUACUGCAGUUAAAGAAAAUUCCACGAGGAUUUCUCAAGGUCUUCAAUGGGGAGGCUCCUGUGCACUUUGUGCUGGAAGGUCCUGCAGGGAUAUCUUGGCCGGUUGGUGUGGAACAGAUUGAGGGCGAUUUCGUUUUCAGAAGAGGUUGGCAGGACUUUGUGAAGAAGAAGAAUUUAGAGUAUGGAGAUUUUCUAACAUUUUGCUAUGCUGGAAACUCAAAAUUUUAUGUUAGAUUAUAUGGAAAAGAUGGCUGCUUAAAGCAGGACCAAGAAAAUGUGCACGGCUACUUACGAAAAGCAACUGGUACAACUAUAUGUGCAGCUCCUCCUCCCGCUUCAUUUGAACUCGUCAUGAAGAAAUCUUACUUCACGAAAUUGACUAUUCCAGCUGCAUUUGGCAACAGAUUUAUGAAAAGGGGGGAAGAGAAAUUUGCUACUCUUCGAACUGGUAGUGAUAGCUGGCAGGUUAGAGUUCGCAGUGGUGAUAAACUUGAUUUUCGGAAAGGGAUGAGCAAAUUUUUGUGCGACAACGAUGUGCGUGUAGGAGAUAUUUGCCGCUUUGAACUGAUUGAUGAGGAGAAGUUCAUAAUGGUAGUGCAAAUUAAACGAUUUCCCAGAUGAAGUAGUCAUAGAAAUAGUGACAAAUCCCUUUUUUACAUUCAGCAAUGUUUCUGCUUCAGAGAGGACAUCAUAUGUACUAAGCAUUUCAAGUGGAAUAGAAAGUUGAUAUAUCAGAUUGAUGACUAUGAAA
Molecule: messenger RNA, 1474 nt
Organism: Lycium barbarum (goji berry)
Lineage: Eukaryota; Viridiplantae; Streptophyta; Magnoliopsida; Solanales; Solanaceae
Product: B3 domain-containing protein Os03g0212300-like
Exons: 4
Coding region: 595-1344 (249 amino acids)
Molecular function (GO): DNA binding
Source: RefSeq, a predicted model, not a curated record